Hibiscus syriacus is the source of this 1330-nucleotide messenger RNA. RefSeq lists its product as uncharacterized. The transcript has 2 exons. Lineage: Eukaryota; Viridiplantae; Streptophyta; Magnoliopsida; Malvales; Malvaceae. The coding region runs from base 582 to 1313 and encodes 243 amino acids. The record is from RefSeq and is a predicted model, not a curated record.
UCUUUAUCUCCUUCAUACAAUCUAUAAUACUCCGCCCUUUCGUCUUCCCCCAUUACCCUUUCCAGAGGGAACACCAUGUUCAGUCAAAUGAAAGACAAAGAAACCAUGGGUUUGAUAGGGAAUACCCCAAAGAGCUUAGUUCCUUUGCUGCUUCGAAAUUUGGUGUUUCGUGUAUUGAUUUACGCCGAUAAAUCCCUCUUUUACUUUUCCGAAAGGUACUCGCUGCUUAAAAUGGUUCGUUACCUCAUGGUCUCUUGUUUUCUCUUCUUUCUGAGGUUCGUCCCUUCGAAUCUGCUCUCUCUACAAGACGAUGAUUACUCGCUCAAGCCAAGAAAAACCGGCGUUUACGCCAUCGGGUCCGGUCCUGGGAUUGGGAUUCGGGGAUCGCUCGUGCGCUUUCGCAGGUACUGUCGAGUGUUAAUGACAUUCCGGUUAGCUCGAGGAAGUACGAGAUCGUUCGGUCGUUGGCUGAGAGGCUUGUCGAGGAGAAUAACAGGGAAGGCGUCGAGGCUUUACGUGAAGUUAAUCGUGUUGCUUUGUCGGCGGCUUUUUCGAGGACGAUUGGUCAGCUCGAAGCUGCAAUGGCGGGUUACGGAGGUGGGUCGGGAGUUGGACCGGUUCAGUAUCAGAUGAUAAGGGUUUUAAGGGCGGUUCGAUCGGUGGGGGAUGGGGUGUGGAGUUCUAGAGUGGGGACGGGGAUAGAGGAUGAACCGGUCCGGGAACUGGGCGGAGAAGACUGGCGGCGGAGAUGCUUUGGUUGGCGCAGAAAUUGGCCGUGUGGUUUCGCCGACGAGGCUGUUGAGAGAUGGGCGUCGGCUUCGAAUUUGGCUUCGCUUUCUCUCAUGGCUGAGCAGCGCCUUCAAGGUUCUCUUGUCAAAGUUUCGGCAUUUUUAUUCAUGCAAGCUAAGAACACGAGAGUGGAAGAAGAAAGCGAAGAAGGCACCAAAGAGAAGCCGAGGCAAUUGAAGAUGAUUACAUCGUGGCUGCCGUUGUUAUGCCGAGCGAGCAUCGGCAGCGACGUGCCGGUUCUGAGCGUCAACGAAAGAAUCGAGCUCGAGAAGGUGUUGGAAGACGCCAUCGAGAAGCUCGACGGGGAGGAACAAGAGCAAGUGUUGUCGCUCUGGCUUUACCAUUUCACGUACUGCCCAUCCUCCGAUUGGCCCAUCCUCCGAUUGGCCCAACCUCUAUGCUUCGUACGUCCGAUGGUGUACCAUUUCUCGCAAGCUUUUUAUCCUCGGUUGAUUUUUUUUAUCCGUGUGUGUAUAAUUAUAUGUUCUUUCUUAAAGAGAAUAUCGUCUUUAAAACUGAUCUGAAUAAAAUAAUCGUCUAC